This is a messenger RNA of Chenopodium quinoa (quinoa), 805 nucleotides long. Its product is annotated as peptidyl-prolyl cis-trans isomerase FKBP15-1-like. The record is from RefSeq and is a predicted model, not a curated record. Bases 105 to 578 code for a protein of 157 amino acids. NCBI's taxonomy places the organism in Eukaryota, Viridiplantae, Streptophyta, Magnoliopsida, Caryophyllales, Amaranthaceae. The transcript has 6 exons. Gene Ontology annotation, molecular function: peptidyl-prolyl cis-trans isomerase activity. Gene Ontology annotation, biological process: protein peptidyl-prolyl isomerization.
UGACCCAUAUAACCUUUUAAAAUUCACAUCUUGACACAUUGACAAACGGGUAUAAAUCGAUAAAGGAAGUGAGGUGCAAAAGAGUUGCAGUAAAUCAAGAAACAAUGGCGAGAGCAUUUGGGAUCUUGCUUUUUCUUGCGCUGAUCGCAUUAGGUACAGCUUAUGCUAAAAAGUCAGAUGAUGUCAAAGAAUUACAGAUCGGUGUCAAGUAUAAGCCAGCAUCUUGUGAGACCAAGGCUCACAAAGGUGAUAAAGUCAAGGUCCACUAUCGGGGACAACUAACAGAUGGGACAGUUUUCGAUUCCAGCUUUGAAAGGGGUGACCCUAUUGAGUUUCAACUUGGUAGUGGCCAAGUGAUCAAAGGUUGGGACCAGGGACUAUUGGGGAUGUGUGUGGGCGAGAAAAGGAAAUUGAAAAUACCUGCAAAGCUCGGUUAUGGGGAGCAAGGAUCUCCCCCAACUAUUCCAGGUGGAGCAACUCUUAUCUUCGACACUGAGCUUGUUUCCGUGAAUGGGGCACCAUCUAAUGGAGCUGAAGACAUUGAUGAUAUUGAAGACUUCGAUGAUGAGGAACUAUAGACUGGGAAGAGCAGUAGCUUAGAUUUUGUGCGCAAAGUAGACAUAACGGUAUUGAGUUGCGCAGAAUAGUUUGUAGCUUUUUGUUGACGUCCUUUUCUUAUCAUUUGAGCAGGAAGUUCAUCUUGUUAAACCUUGUUGAAUUGAGAGAUCAUACAAAUUUCAUUUUUACUGAGUACUUCGUAUUAGAAAUGGGAAAAUAAUUGUCUUCCAUCUAUUUUGCUUAGCUA